Megalobrama amblycephala (Wuchang bream) is the source of this 2898-nucleotide messenger RNA. RefSeq lists its product as uncharacterized. The record is from RefSeq and is a predicted model, not a curated record. Lineage: Eukaryota; Metazoa; Chordata; Actinopteri; Cypriniformes; Xenocyprididae. The transcript has 4 exons. The coding region runs from base 112 to 1188 and encodes 358 amino acids.
GCGGGAAAUAUGACGUCACCAGGAAACAUUUUCAAAACAACAGUCUUUCUAGCUGUAGCUAUCAUGCUAUAGUUCUGCACGGGCAGUGCCUUUUAACCGUACAUACUCAAAAUGUCCGAAAACAAAAGCGUACAGCAGUGGUCUUCAGAAGAAACCAGCGUGCUGCUCGCGAUAUGGUCUUCCUCAGAGAUCCAGGAGAAACUGGAGAGCUCGAAAAGGAAGAAAAGAGUGUAUGACGAGAUAAGCCAAGAAAUGCUGCACGGCGGCUUCAUUCGCUCGACCGACCAAAUAAUAAACAAAUUAAAAAAGCUUAGGAAGGAGUACAGGGACCAGAAAAGGAAACCAAGCAAGCGCGGCAGUGGACAUAGCAAUAAAACCUUUGACCACGAAAUUAUGGAGUCUGUGCUAGGACACCGACCAGCCAGUCAGCUGAACGGGGCCUUGAAUUCAGCGACGGCCACACUCGAGACAAACGAUGACUCUCCCGUGUUCUCUGUAGCGGAUCUAGGGAGCAGAAUAUCCGAGUGCAAAACUGCACAGCAGUGGUCUUCAGAGGAAACCAGUUCGCUGCUUGCGAUAUGGUCUUCCACAGAGAUCCAGGAGAGACUGGAGAGCUCGAAAAGAAAGAAAAGAGUGUAUGACGACAUUUGCCAAGAAAUGGUAAAAGUUGGAUUUACCCGUACGACUGACCAAAUCAUAAACAAACUAAAAAAACUUAAGAAGGAGUUCCGGGACCAAAAGAAGGAGCCAAGUAAAAGCAUCAGCCGACUGAGCAAUAAUACCACCAACCAUGACGUUAUGGAUGCUGUGCUGGAACACCUACCAGCGAGUCAGUUUACAGAGGCAUUAAAUUCAGCGACCGCCAUGCUCGAAUCAAAUGCUGAAUCGCUGUCUUCUGCAGCUGAUCUUGACUGUUCAGUCAAUGAGGUGCUGGACCAAGCUGAAUCGUCCUUAAACUCUUCUCAUACCCAGCCAAGAAAGUCUCUGGGAACAACCAGAAUAAAGAAGAGAGAUCCAAACCAGGAGCUGCUGGAAUACUUGCAAACUGCUGAUGAACGGUUUAUGGCACACGCCAAAGAACUUAAUACUGCCAUUCUUAAUAAAAUGGAUGAAGCUACAAAUUCUAUGCUGGGAUUAUUGGGACGCAUGGUGGCGCUAAUGGAGGGACAGCAGGGAAACAAGCCAUGAAUGCUUUUGCAUACUUUAUUCUCAUUUGCACACUUCUUACAUUUAAAGUCAAAGAAAAAUCAAAAUUACUUUAAUUUAUGUUCCUGCUCUUAUUUUGAAUUAUUAUGUACGUUAUUACAGAAAAAAAAUAACUUUUUUUAAUCUGUCAUCAAAAUAUAAUUUUCUCUACCCCUGAAAUUAUUUUCCUUUUUGACAUCAUCAGCUCAUUCCUUCCAAUCACCUGUCAUGAUAUAGAGACCAUGGGCAGCGAGUAUCUCCACGUGGAAUUAGUGUAGCAAACUACCAGAGGUGCAUUUUUAACCGUUUGUCUCCUAAAACCUUGUUCCCAAUUCCCAAACUGUCCUGGUUUCUGGCUCAGUGGAUUUUUUUUUGCUCUGUGAAGUAGGAGGAACACAAAAUAUUGACUGCCAGUGCUUUGCUCCAUCUAUGAAAAGCAUUUGAAUGGGUGUGAAGUGAAAAUUUUGGGAUGCUCUGUUGGGGCCAGCAUCAAACCUUUCUUCGUGACUUUGAAUAAAUGGCCACGCAUGGAAGACAACACUCUUGAUGUCAACAAGGGUUCAUCAUGCACCAUAAUGGAACCAACAGAUCAAGAAGACAAUGAAAAUGAAGUCCAUCCUGGUGUUGUAGGCAGUAAGCUGGCAUUAGUGAUUAAAGCUUUUUCCAUAGUUGCACAAGACGUUGAAGGGGUUAUGUUUUUGAGGAGCAUUUUGCUUGAACAGAAUCAUCUGUUUAUUUAUUACUGUUAUUUUGUUUAUCUGUCAUACAGGCACAAGAGCUUGACCUGAGGCCCGUUUCAGAAAGGAGGUUUAGUGUAAACUCUGAGUAUGUUAAUGAGGGAAAUGAGGGAAACUCUGGGUUUUCUGUUUCAGAAUCGAAGUAUCUCAAUCCCGAGAAAGUGGGGUAAUUCAAGGAUAUUUCUGAAAGUAAUUUAAGCCCCUUUCACACAGCGCAUUGAUCCCAUAAAAUUGUCAGAGUCCCUUCUGUGUGAACGCAAACAUGUCCCAGGAUUGAUUUCGGAAUGGGGACCUAAUAACAUUGCCGGGAUCAGUCCCGGAAUGCGCCCUCCCUGUGUGAACAAAAGGCAGGGCCAAUGUCGUAAGGGGUGUGUUGUAGUGUAGUCUCCUUCUCCCUUUUAAAGCAUAAGCAGUGUUCAUUCAUUCACACUGCAAAAUUUUUUUCCUUACCGAAGUACAAAUACAAAUACAGAAUUCUUAAAUCAAAAUGCAUUUUCGAUAAAAAGAAAAAUAACAUAAGAUAUUUAGUCUCGUUUCCUGGGGUAAGCAUUUAGCUUAAAACAGGUAAAAUGAUCUGCCAAUGGGGUAAGAAAAAUAAUAUUAAUGUAAACGGAAAACAAAAUUAUUUUUCUUUCCCCAUUGGCAGAUCAUUUUACCUGUUUUAAGCAAAAUGCACUUAAUUUAGAUUUUUUCCCCCUGGGAAACAAGACUAAAUAUCUUAUGUAAUUUUUCUUAUGUAGAAAAUGCAUCUGGAUUUAAGAAUUUUUAGAUAUUUUGACUGGAAACAAGUCAAAAAUACAAAGAAAAAAUGUUUUGCUCUGCAGUUCAUUCAUUGCGCUUAUUUUCAUCACGCAGACACGUCUUAGUGACAAAAAUGGCAUGACUUUUUAUAGAGGAUCCUGCACAGCAAAAUCCCCAGAGUUAAAUCAACUCUGCUCAGAGUACAUAUGGUCCCUCUCUAAAUAGUGUUAAAAUA